Molecule: messenger RNA, 1101 nt
Organism: Gaeumannomyces tritici R3-111a-1
Lineage: Eukaryota; Fungi; Ascomycota; Sordariomycetes; Magnaporthales; Magnaporthaceae
Product: solute carrier family 25 member 38
Exons: 2
Coding region: 1-1101 (366 amino acids)
Biological process (GO): glycine import into mitochondrion
Cellular component (GO): mitochondrial inner membrane; mitochondrion
Molecular function (GO): glycine transmembrane transporter activity
Source: RefSeq, a predicted model, not a curated record
AUGUCCAAUGGCUCCGGCAAAGGCGGCUCCAAGUCUUCCUUCCACUUCGUAGCCGGCCUCGGGUCCGGCGUCCUCUCGGCCGCGCUCCUGCAGCCCAUCGACCUACUCAAGACGCGCGUGCAGCAGUCGGGCCACCAUAGCCUCGCCCGCUCGCUGGCCGAGAUCCGCGCCUCCCCCGCCGGCCUGCGCGGGCUCUGGCGCGGCACCGUCCCGUCGGCCCUGCGCACCGGCUUCGGCUCCGCCCUGUACUUUAGCUCUCUCAACGCCAUCCGCAAGGCCGCCGCCGUCAACAUCCCCUUCCUAGCCGUCCCGCCGCCGUCGUCUGGCGCAUCCCGUCAAGAUGGCCGCCCACACGUUGCCGGCGGCAGCAGUAGCAGCAACGGCAGCAGGGGGGGCGACAGCAGCAGCAGCAGGCUGGUCAAGCUGUCCAACACGGGCAACAUGCUGGCCGGGGCGACGGCGCGCGGGUUCGCGGGCUUCGUGCUGAUGCCGCUGACGGUCAUCAAGGUGCGGUACGAGUCGUCGCUGUACGCGUACCGCUCCAUCGCCGGCGCCGGCCGCGACAUUCUCCGCUCCGAAGGUCCCCGCGGCUUCUUCGCCGGCUUCGGCGCCACCGCCAUCCGCGACGCCCCCUACGCGGGGCUCUACGUGCUGCUGUACGAGCAGGCCAAGCGCCGCCUGAGCGCGCUCUCCUCCUCCCGCUCCGUGGGUGACGACGACGGCGGCAACGACGACAAAAACAAAAAUAACAAAAACAACAACAACAACAACAGGAUGGGCGUCUCGCGCGCCGCCGCCGUCAACUUCAGCUCGGGCGUGCUGGCGGCCACGGCGUGCUCGGUCGUGUCCAACCCCUUCGACGCCGUCAAGACGCGCAUCCAGCUGCAGCCGCACCGCUACCGCAACAUGCUCCGCGCCGCCGCCACCAUGCUGGCCGAGGAGGGCGCCCGCUCGCUCUGGGACGGCCUGGCCCUGCGCAUGACCCGCAAGGCCCUGAGCUCCGCCCUCGCCUGGACCGUGUACGAGGAGCUCAUCAUGCGCGCCGAGCUCAGCUGGAGCGUGGGCGGCGGCGGAGGCGCCCAGGCCGAGAAGGCGCUGUGA